GUUAGGGGGUUGGUAAAUCCCAGGCAAACGCAGCAGAUUUCAGAAUAGCUUGCAAAAGUCGUUUCCCAGCUGUAUGCAGAGACUAGCAGGAGGCGUGCCUUAAAAUUUGCAUGUCUCCCACUAUAUAUACCGGGUAAUCUCCCGCCCGACUAAACCAUUUGUUUGUCGGAACGACAUUGACAAUGCCUGAGCCUGCAAAGCCCGCGCCCAAGAAGGGCUCCAAGAAAGCCGUUUCCAAGACCGCCGCGAAGGGCGGCAAAAAGCGCAGAAAGUCCAGGAAGGAGAGCUAUGCCAUCUACGUGUACAAGGUGUUGAAACAGGUCCACCCCGACACCGGUAUCUCCUCCAAGGCCAUGGGAAUCAUGAAUUCCUUCGUCAACGACAUUUUCGAGCGUAUUGCCGGGGAGUCGUCUCGCCUGGCUCAUUACAACAAGCGAUCAACCAUCACCUCCAGGGAGAUCCAGACCGCUGUCCGCCUUCUGCUCCCCGGUGAGCUGGCCAAGCACGCCGUGUCCGAGGGCACCAAGGCAGUGACCAAGUACACCAGUUCCAAGUAAACAAACGGGCGUCGCUUCAAAUUCACCACAAAGGCUCUUUUAAGAGCCACCCACUUGUGUCUUGCAAUUGAGGAAAGUCCAUCGCACUAGUUCAAAUGUACUGGUGUAUUUUAACGUGAAACUCCAAACACUAUUGUGAACUAGGACAGGAUAGUCCACUCUUCUGUACAGCCGAAAGUGUCACCACCUUAUUAAAUACCAUAUCAUGAUUUGCGAAAUCAUGAU
Molecule: messenger RNA, 782 nt
Organism: Hypomesus transpacificus
Lineage: Eukaryota; Metazoa; Chordata; Actinopteri; Osmeriformes; Osmeridae
Product: histone H2B-like
Exons: 1
Coding region: 183-557 (124 amino acids)
Cellular component (GO): nucleosome
Molecular function (GO): DNA binding; structural constituent of chromatin; protein heterodimerization activity
Source: RefSeq, a predicted model, not a curated record